GCAAUGCGCUCUGCAAACUUUGAAACCUCUCAACUUCUCAUUCCUGGUGCCAGAAAUAGCACGAGCAAAACCAUUGAUUUCUGAAUUCUGAGUGCUUGACAGAUAUGGCCUUCUGUGUUGCUGUCAAGAUUUUAAUAGUAGCAACCCUUCUGGGGGUUGGUCCUCGAGUUGAGUGCUUGAAUUUUAACUUCACAGAAUUCGACGAUUCAACUAGAGACCAACUGAUUCUGAGUGGAGAUUCUAAUAUGUUUAGUGGAGCCAUCCAAAUUACACCAGAUGUUAAUGGAGAACCUAUAACAAACAAAUCGGGACGGGUACUGUACAGAAAGCCAUUCAGGCUCCGGAGCAAAGGCUACAACGCAUCUUUUAAUUCCACCUUUGUGCUCAAUAUUCAAGCCCAGACACGUCCAGGAGGAGAAGGUUUGGCUUUUAUAUUAACAGGAUCUUCCGUUGUUGAUAUUAACGCCGAUGGACAAUGGCUUGGUAUAGUAGAACCGCAGAUGAACGGUUCCUCUCAAGCCAACACAGUGGCGAUAGAGUUUGACACUAGGAAAAGCUACGAAGAAGAUCUUAAUGACAACCACGUUGGCUUGGAUGUAAACUCUGUCUACUCUCUUGUACAAUUUUCAUUAUCUGACCUUGGUGUUAAUCUCUCCAGUGGUUUGAAUUUCAGCGUACAUGUCCAAUAUGAUGGUGAAUUAAAAAAUUUGACCCUCUUCCUGGAGGACAUGAAGAUUCCAGUGUUCUCUGAGAUUAUCGAUCUCUCAGCCUAUCUACCAGAAAAUGUUUACCUGGGAUUUUCAGGCUCAACAAGCGAUUUCACCCAGCUAAACUGCUUGAGAUCAUGGGCAUUCAACGGUACUGAGGACGAUGACGAUAACUUCUGGAUUUGGAUUGUGGUUCCAAUUCUAGGAGUGGCAUUGUUGGUUGGCGUUGCUUUUGCCGUGUACUGGAAAAGGAAAUUAGAUAGAGAGAAACUGGAGGAUGCUUAUCCAAGCAUUGAAGAGGCGAUCCAAGGCUCCUCCACUGCUCCACGGAAGUUCAAACUGAAAGAGCUUGGGAAAGCAACAGGCAACUUCAGCCCCAAGAACAAACUCGGGAAAGGCGGCUUUGGAACUGUCUACAAAGGGGUCAUGGGAAACAAGGAGGUCGCUGUCAAGAAAGUUUCCAAGACAUCAACUCAAGGAAAGACAGAAUUCAUAGCAGAAGUCACCACAAUCGGCAAGCUCCAUCACAGAAAUCUCGUCAAGUUAAUCGGAUGGUGUUACGAAAAGCGUGAAUUCCUCCUCGUCUACGAGUACUUGCCUAAUGGAAGCCUGGACAAAUUCAUAUUCUGUGAGAAGUCCAGCAUGGAGGAAUCUACCAUAAGCUGGGAAACAAGGCUCAGUGUGGUAACUGGGACAGCGCAGGCUUUGGAAUAUCUGCACAACGGCUGCGAGGAGACGAUACUUCACCGAGACAUCAAGUCCAGCAACAUAAUGUUAGAUUCUGAGUUCAACGCCAAGCUGGGAGAUUUUGGACUUGCUCGUUCCAUUAAACUCGGUGAUCAAACUCACCACUCGACAAAAGAGCUUGCAGGAACACCUGGGUACAUGGCUCCAGAGAGUAUUCUCACCGGAAGGUUUACAAGGGAGACGGAUGUUUAUGCCUUUGGUAUACUCAUCCUGGAAGUUGCUUGUGGAAGGAAGCCUGGAAGUCAAAGCCAGCAGGAUGACUACAACAGUAACAUCGUGCAUUGGGUAUGGGACCUCUAUAGCAAGGGAAGGAUACUCAGUGCUGCAGAUUCCAGAUUGAAUGGGGACUUCGCAACAGAAGAUAUGGAGUGUGCGUUUAUUCUGGGAUUGGCAUGUUGCCACCCAAACCCACACAAGAGGCCCUCAAUGAAAAUAGUUUUGCAGGUUCUGAAAGGGGAAGCAGCACCACCACCAGUGCCCAAUGAAAGGCCUGUUUUUAUGUGGCCACCAUUGCCUCCAUCUUUUAAAGAAUUGGAUAUCUCUCAUGGCCAAAUCACUCCAUUUACAGAACUAAGUGGGAGAUAGGAAAUAGCAAUUAGAAGUAUAAUUAAGUUUUUUUUAUUUUUUUUUCCUUUUUGCAUUACAAUGCCACUGACAGAUUCAGUAGCACUCCUGGAAUUCUUUAAAAAAAAAAUUAUAUUCCUCGACCUUUAUUUAACUUCAAUUGUUAGAAGACAGUGGUCGGCCAACUACGUACUGCAUGGCCUAUGAGCGAUUUCCCUCAACGUUUGCAAAUACCAUGAUCUUUUCAUAAGACUAUAUACAUGUUAUAGCUGCAUCUGGACAAAGAGAAGCUUUUCCUUUGAAUGUCAUAGGCUGUCUGUACUUAACGCAAUUAGUGCAGAAAUAUUAGUACCCUUUCCA
Molecule: messenger RNA, 2378 nt
Organism: Hevea brasiliensis (rubber tree)
Lineage: Eukaryota; Viridiplantae; Streptophyta; Magnoliopsida; Malpighiales; Euphorbiaceae
Product: probable L-type lectin-domain containing receptor kinase S.5
Exons: 1
Coding region: 105-2039 (644 amino acids)
Biological process (GO): protein phosphorylation
Cellular component (GO): plasma membrane
Molecular function (GO): carbohydrate binding; protein kinase activity; ATP binding
Source: RefSeq, a predicted model, not a curated record